AUGACUGAAAUACCACUUCACAGCCAGACCCACACCGAUGGCGUCCAGCGACUGGCCGAUCGCUUGGAGAAGCCUCUCCUCGACAAUCGAUCAUAUCGAGUAGUGAAGCUCAGCAAUGAGCUCGAAGCACUACUUAUUCAUGACCCUGAUACGGACAAGGCCUCGGCCGCUAUGGAUGUCAAUGUUGGCAGCUUCAGCGAUUCGGAUGAUCUACCUGGCAUGGCGCAUGCUGUAGAGCAUCUGCUGUUCAUGGGGACUGAGAAGUAUCCAGGCGAGAACGACUACAAUCAAUACCUGACCAAGUUCGGCGGCAACAGCAAUGCCUACACAGCCGCCACGUCCACCAACUACUACUUCGAGCUAUCCGCCUCAGCCAAAUCAAACAGCCCCGGAUCGUCCGUCAACACAAGCAAAGAGAGCCUACCUGUGUCGAUAGCCAAUGGCCAGGCACCACUAUACGGCGCACUAGAUCGCUUCGCGCAGUUCUUUGUCAAGCCUCUGUUCCUUGAGGAUACGUUGGAUCGCGAAUUGAAGGCAGUAGACAGCGAGAACAAGAAAAACCUGCAGAGUGAUGCUUGGCGGGAAAUGCAGUUGCACAAGAGCUUGUCUAGCAAGGAGCAUCCUUUCCACAAAUUCUCGACUGGCAACUACGAGGUUCUACACGACGAUCCAAUAGCAAGAGGAGUAAAGAUACGAGAUGCCUUCAUGGGGUUCUACGAAAAGCACUACUCGGCGAACAGGAUGAAGUUGGCUGUACUUGGCAAGGAGUCUUUGGAUGAGCUGCAGAGCUGGACAGUCGAAUUCUUCAGCGAUGUGCCCAAUCAGUCUUUGGAGAAGCUGAGAUGGGAUGACCUUCCGCUGUACGGUGACGAAGAGGUUGGCACACAGAUCAUGGCCAAGCCGGUAAUGGAGCGGAGAAAGUUGGACAUGUUCUUCACAUAUCCGGAUGAGGAGGAGCUAUAUGAUUCGCAGCCUAGCCGGUAUCUCAGCCACCUGCUGGGUCACGAAGGUCCUGGCAGUAUACUUGCAUACUUGAAGGCUAAGGGCUGGUGCAAUGGACUUGGUGCUGGUGCGCAACCUGUAUGUCCUGGCUCAUCAUUCUUCGCCCUGGGUCUGCAGCUCACGGAAGAGGGACUAAAGAAUUACAAGGAGGUCAUCACAAUCAUAUUCAAUUACAUUGCUAUGCUGAAAGAGCACCCACCACAUAAAUGGAUGUUUGAGGAAAUGAGCAAGCUACAAGAAGUCGACUUCAGGUUCCGUGAGAAGAUACCCGCGAGUCGAACGACGAGCAUGCUAUCACAGACAAUGCAGAAACCUUUGCCGAGAGACAAACUGCUGAGCGGACACAAUCUACUGCGGACAUUCAACCCCGAAGGGAUCAAACUUGGGUUGGCACAUCUCAAUCCGGACAACUUUCGCUUCGUGCUGAUCAGCAAGGAUCUGGAGACCGAUCGCAAGGAGAAGUGGUAUGGCACCGACUACAAAUGCGAAAAGAUUUCACCAGACUUCAUGCAGUCGCUGAAGAAGGCUGCCAAAGCUACAGCUAGUCAGAGACCUGCUGAGCUAUUCUUGCCAGGUAAGAAUGAGUUCGUCCCACAACGGCUGGAUGUUGAAAAGAAGGAAGUCUCCACGCCUGCUGUCACGCCUACAUUGAUACGCAGUACGAAUAGUGUUCGAACGUGGUUUAAGAAGGAUGACCAGUUCUGGGUGCCGAAGGCCAAUCUUAAUGUGCACCUUCGCACGCCGUUGCUGAAUAUCACACCUUUGACUGCGGUUACUGGACACUUGUACAAGGAGCUUGUGGAGGAUGCACUGAACGAGUAUGCCUACGAUGCCGAGCUUGCUGGUUUGGAUUAUAACAUAAGCCCGCACUCGCAGGGAUUUGACGUCUCGGUGUCUGGCUAUAAUGACAAGAUGCAUGUGCUGCUCGAGAAAGUAUUGCUUACCAUGCGCGAUCUGGAUGUCAAGCAAGAGCGUUUCGAUGUGCUCAAGGAGCGACUGGGUCGUGCGUACCGCAACAUCCAGUAUGCGGACCCCUUCAGGCAGAUAUCGACAUACAGCAGAUGGCUCGUGUCUGACAAGACAUGGCUAUCGGAGCAGUAUGAAGAGGAGCUGGCGAACGUUACAGUAGAAGACGUUCGAGCCUUCUACCCACAACUGCUACGCCAAAUGUUCGUCGAGAUCCUGGUCCAUGGCAAUCUAUACAAGGAAGACGCACUACGUAUAACAGACCUUGUGCUGAACACCCUGAAGCCACUGCCUCUAUCUCCAACCCAAUGGCAGACCAAGCGCAUGCUAGUACCUCCACCAGGCACCGACAUCGUCUAUCCACGAACCCUAGUCAACCCAGACAACGUCAACCAUUGCAUAGACUACAUCCUCCUCAUCGGCGCCAACAUCGACUAUACCACUCGUGCCAAGCUCCUUCUCCUUGCUCAGAUGACGAAAGAGCCCAUUUUCGACACUCUCCGCACUAAAGAACAACUCGGGUACGUCGUAGCCAGCAGCAGUAAUUUCCACUCAACCUUGGCCAGCUUCCGGAUUCUGAUACAGAGUGAGCGGGACUGUGAUUACCUGGAAGGCAGGAUUGAGACGUUCUUGACAGGCUACGCUAACACGUUGAGGGAGAUGCCGCAUGAGGAAUUCGAGGCACAGCGGGUGGGGUUGAUCAAUAAGAGGUUGGAGACUUUGAAGAAUCUGAACCAGGAAACUGGACGGUUAUGGCGUCAUGUUACCUCGGAGGUCUAUGACUUUGAACUGAUCUACACCGAUGUCCAACAUAUCGAGCCACUGACAAAGGACGACAUGCUGGAGUUCUUCACCACUUACUUCCAUCCCUCAUCCGCAACCCGAUCAAAAGCUGCAGUGCACAUGCUAGCACAAGCCAAGGCAGAAGAUGUGGCGAAGAACAUCGACCCAGUUGAAUCACGCACCAAACUCGCGGCAGCACUUUCGCAGGUCCUCCAACAGCUGAAUAUCACCGCCGACCCUUCUGCAUUGUCCCAAAAUCUUGAGAAGGUCGACGUUGCAGGUGGCGACACCGCUGCCAUUACCACAGCAUUGACAUCUUAUCUCAAAGAAAGCGGUACAGCAAGCGAAGAGCAACUCACUGGUCUCAACACCCAUGCUCCAACUGUGCUGGCGCAAAUACUGCCUCAGCUUGGUAUCAAGGCGAAGGGCACUGGGCCUGACGAUGGUGUGGUGGAAGACUUGAAGGUGGUGAAGAAGAACAAGACUGUUGUGAUUGAGGAUGUCAAGGCGUGGAAGGCUAGUUUGCCGCUUUCUGCUGGGCCUGUGGCUGUCAAUGAAUUGAGUGCUUUCGAGGAGGUUGAGGCGAAGCUGUGA
Recurvomyces mirabilis is the source of this 3345-nucleotide messenger RNA. It is a transcript of the gene STE23, whose product is annotated as metalloprotease. The transcript has 3 exons. The record is from RefSeq and is a predicted model, not a curated record. Gene Ontology annotation, molecular function: metalloendopeptidase activity; metal ion binding. Gene Ontology annotation, biological process: peptide catabolic process. Gene Ontology annotation, cellular component: cytosol; mitochondrion. Lineage: Eukaryota; Fungi; Ascomycota; Dothideomycetes; Mycosphaerellales; Teratosphaeriaceae. The coding region runs from base 1 to 3345 and encodes 1114 amino acids.